UUUCCGCCUGUCGCACCCCGACUCAGUCCUACAAGUUUCAACAUCGCAACUCGCAAGCAAGAACCAAGAAGCAACGCAUGAGUGGCUUCUUCGUUGCGCAGAGCUCAUGUGAUGCUUACUGAUCAAGGGUCGAUGAGCAUCAUCAUGUAGCAAUCGGGUAGUGAAAAGGGUCGAGAGAGAGAAGAGAGAGAGAGAGAGAGAGAGAGUGAGAGAUCAUUGAGAGAAGAUGAGCGUCUCCCUCACGGUGAUGACCUUCAAUCUGCUCGAUGAUCAAGGUGAAGACAGCCCGAAUUCAUGGUUGAAGAGGAGGGAUUUAUGUAUCAGUGUCAUCACCAGCUACUCCCCCAUCAUUCUCUGCACCCAGCAAGGUGUAAAAGCGCAGCUUGAUUGUCUCCAGCAGUGCUUGCCUGGUUAUGAUCAGUUUGGAAUCUCAAGAAAAGGGUCCCAAGACACUACAGAUGAGCAGUGCACCAUUUUCUACGACAAAGAGAAAGUAGAGCUACUAGAAGGUGGAACUUUUUGGUUGUCAGAGUCACCUUCUGUUCCCGGAAGCAUAUCAUGGGGUUCGGAGGUUCCUUCUAUUGCGACAUGGGCGACAUUCCAAUUGAAAGGCGUUGAGCCACCGGGUUUUUCGUUUCAGAUAGUAAAUACAAAUAUGGACGAACUGAGCCCACGUGCUCGCAGGAGAGGCGCAUUGCUCACUUGGCAACAUAUUGCGUCUUUACCUCCUAGCUUGCCAGUUGUGUAUUCCGGAGGAUUCAACACUCAAAAGGAAUCAACUACGGGGCGUUUUCUUCUUGGAAGAUCAAGAGAGCAUGGUGUAGUAGGUGAUAUGAGGGAUGCAUGGUUUAACGCACGGGUGCGGAAGAACAUUUCUCUUGUUCGCACUUACCAUGGAUUUAGAGGUGACAAGCAGGGAACUCUUGAGUACAUCAAAUUGAUUUUCAGGGCACUCUGCCUCUGCUGGGAUCGCCAAACUCAGGAUCUACACAGAGAUUGGAUUCUUUUCCGUGGUAGAUCUCUCAUACCAGUUUCUUGUGAAGUGGUCAGUGAUAACAUUGAUGGAUGCUAUCCAUCAUCCCACUAUCCCAUAUUUGCCGAGUUUAUGCUGCCUCGUAAUGUAAGGAUGCUUGAACCUCCUGCACAAGAAGACUCAUAGUCUCUAUCUUCGGUGGUUGAAAUCUGUUUCCACCUUUUUGACUUUCUUGAGUUCCAUUAUUGUCGUCAUUUUUUUGGGUGAGGUCAAUUUCUUCGGCGGCAUUGUUUAUGAAGAGGGUAUCAGAACAGCCAAGUUGUCAAAUUAGAUGACUGUACAACUUGUAAACUUAAAUAGAUGCAAUGCGAGUCUUUUAACGAAAA
This is a messenger RNA of Syzygium oleosum, 1359 nucleotides long. RefSeq lists its product as uncharacterized. The record is from RefSeq and is a predicted model, not a curated record. Bases 227 to 1159 code for a protein of 310 amino acids. Gene Ontology annotation, molecular function: 3'-5'-RNA exonuclease activity. NCBI's taxonomy places the organism in Eukaryota, Viridiplantae, Streptophyta, Magnoliopsida, Myrtales, Myrtaceae. The transcript is spliced from 7 exons.